UUUAAUUGUCCUCAGAUACGGUGGGUGGCAAGCAUUCACAAUGACGUCGUACAGACAGCUGCAGAGCGAUGAUGUCAGUGAUCAGUUUGAUCUGGAUUCCCAGCCAGAUGCUUUUAAACCACGGGAAGAAGUGGAGGUACAGAUCGAGCCCACCAGAGCCAGAACCAAAUCACGGGUGCGACUCCCAAACACAAACUGUACAAAGAACAAGGUGAUUGCUGUUCUAGUCAUCAUGCUCCUGGUAAUGUUUCUUGUAGCGUCUGUUACAAUCUAUGAACUGGACAAACAUGGCGUUCAGUGCCAUAACGAUGCACAGGAAAUCAAAGCAACGACUAGUCCACCAACAGAGCCAACUACCACGGCAUCAGCAGCUACAACGACUAAAGUAGCACCACCAACUGCAGUGGCUCCCACACAGGCAACUGCAACAAAUGGCGAACGGUUUCCAUGGAAUGAAAUUCGGCUCCCAUCGUCUGCCAAUCCCUUUGAGUACGAAAUCUUCUUACAUCCUAACCUCUCAACGUUUGAAGUACGGGGCAAUGUUGUCAUUCACUUUAACACGACAGAGGAGAUAUCCUUCCUUAUACUUCAUGCCAAAGACAUAUCCAUCCUCAUGCCAGAAUCAAUAGAGUUAGUUGAUCAACCAGAGGCAAGUGUUGCUGUUGAGAAGCUCCUCUUCUUCAAGAAAAACGAGCAGAUAUCUGUUCAUUUUGAGAAACCUAUCAGCAACGAUGUGCACUGUAUCCUGACAUUAGAGUUCAACUACACGUUAGCAGAGGGUUUGGAUGGAUUCUACAGGAGCUCCUAUAAAAAGAAUGGAAAUCCAGUAACUAUGGCUUCCACACAAUUUGAGUCGACCUCGGCUCGAAAGGCAUUCCCAUGCUUUGAUGAGCCAGCCAUGAAAGCCAAGUUCUCACUGAAGAUAGUCCAUGAUAAGGAUCAUAUCACACUCUUCAACAUGCCAGCACAAACCAAGAAUGAAACCUAUAAGGAGACAGCACUCCUCUUGGAUACCUACCAGACCACUGUUCCUAUGAGCACUUACCUGGUAGCGUUUGUUGUGUGUGAUUUCAUCAGUAUUGAUGACGUCACAAGCACCGGCACCAAGGUUUCCAUGUAUGCUCCUGUGGAUCAGAUCAACCAAGCAGAAUUAGCACUAGAAGUCGUCAACAAAACUAUUCCAUUCUACGAGACGUUAUUUGACAUCUCAUACCCUCUACCCAAGCAAGAUAUGAUAGCGAUUCCAGACUUUGCGGCAGGAGCGAUGGAGAACUGGGGUCUUAUCACCUACCGAGGGGCAUCAGUCCUCUACAAACCGAAUGUCACAUCAACUCCGCAAGAAGCAUGGAUAGUUGUUACUGUUACACAUGAAUUGGCACAUCAGUGGUUUGGUAAUUUGGUAACGAUGCAAUGGUGGAGUGACCUGUGGCUCAAUGAAGGAUUCGCAUCGUUUGUGGAAUACAUCGGAGCUGAUCACUUCAGACCUGAAUGGCACAUGAUGGAUAAGUUCAUCAUACAAACUACCCAUAGAGCCAUGAGCAAGGACCAGGAGGCUAAUUCACAUCCUAUCUCAGUGACAGUCAAUAAUCCUAGUCAAAUCCAGGAAAUAUUUGAUGCCAUCUCAUACAGUAAAGGUGCAACAAUCUUGAAGAUGUUACAAAGCUUUUUGAUGAAUGGUGACCAGGAUAUCAUGAUGCUGGGAAUCCAACGUUAUCUCAAGCAGUAUAAAUUCAAGAAUGCUGUGACAUCUGACCUCUGGAACGCCUUAUCAACGGUCGCUAAAGAGAAUGGACAUAGUGUCGAUGUUACUGCUAUGAUGGAUACCUGGACACUUCAGAUGGGAUUCCCAGUCAUCAAUGUCACCCAGGCAGGCCUGGCUACUCAACAAAGGUUUCUUAUUUAUCCUCAGAAAGAGCCUUCAAAUGAGGCCUCUUCAAAGUUUGGGUAUAAGUGGACUAUUCCUGUCACGUACUUCACCGAUACUGACCCUCAAACCAAGACUAUUGUUAUGGAACAUGAGAAAGCAAGUGUGAAUCUGCAUGUAGCUGGUGCUAGUAAAUGGUUCAAGGUCAACACAAAGCAGUCUGGGAUGUACCGUGUGAACUACGACACAUCGACCUGGAAAGCAUUAAUAGAUCAACUUCAGACCAACCACACUGUGUUGAGUGCUGCUGAUAGAGCUAACCUCAUCAAUGAUGUAUUCAAUCUGGCUUGGGCUGGGCACGUGAACUACAGCAUCGCUCUUGACCUGUCAAAGUACCUCAUUAAUGAGACGGAGUAUGUUCCCAUAGAAACGGGCCUUGAUUCAUUGUCUUCUAUAGGAAGUUUGCUCUAUGGAAAACCGGGAUACUCCUACUAUAAGGAUUAUGUGCUCAAACUAUUUGGUGAGCGUGUUUCCACUCUUGGGAAAGAAGAUACAGGAGAACAUCUUGACAGGUUGACACGAAAGAGCCUGUUAUCAACAUUCAGACAUCUAGGUGAUGCAGAUACAUUAGAGUGGGCCAGUGCUGAGUACAAGACAUGGAUGGAAACCGGCUCAACUACUGUAGGAGCUAACUUGCAGGGUAUCGUACAGUGUGGAGGAGUACAAUCUGGAGGAGGACGUGAGUGGGAAUAUGCUUGGAAUAAAUACCAGAGUUCAACAUCUCCUACAGAGAAAGCUUUGCUUCAAAGUGUCUUAGCAUGCACACGGGAUCCGGAUAUACUUAGCAGGUACCUUGGGUUUGCAUUGGACAGUAGUAAGAUUCUUCAGCAGGAUUCUGUGUCAGUAAUCACAUCGGUGGCCUACCAACGAGCUGGCUCCUACUUAGCUCUUCGCUAUGUCAUCGACAAUUGGGACAAGAUUCAGAAAUCGCUUGGUUUACAGCCCUUUGUGAUGUCAAGUCUAAUUACCGGGACUACAUGGUGGAUAUCUACACAUUUUGAAUUUGAAUAUGUGGAGCCAUUCUUUUCGGAGCACACCGCUGGAACAGCUGAGCGUACCCUGAAGCAGACCAUGGAAGACAUCAGGAUGAGAAUCGCAUGGAGAGAAAAGUAUGCGGAACAGGUCACAAAAUGGUUCAAAGAAGCCACUAAAACUCCUUCAACAUCAUAGUGAGAAGUGGAGAGUGUACAAGGAAGGUUUAAUCUUUUUUUGUUUUUUGUUGGGGGAGUACUUAUUCCAUUCCGUCUGAUGAUAAUUUAUACACCAUUCAACAUCUCUCAAAACCAGCUGUGAGAUUUCUUUAUGCUUUAGCAGGAGUCCUUUGGAUUUGCUUAGUAUAUUCCUUUCCUCUUCAAUCUACCCUUGCCACACACCCACACAAUUCUUCUCUUUGUAUAUUGUAUCAAACUGUUACAAUAAUCAAUUUAUACAUGCAGGAAAUAUUAGUAUGAAGUAAUUAUUAUUACUUUAAUCUGAAUGUAUUAACAGCUGCACAGUCCCUUUGUCCUGUACUGGAAAUGUUACCCCUUUGAACCUGCUCACAAGACUAUUCAAAUAUCUUCUGCACAUUUUCUUGGUGUCCUCAUGUAUUAUAUGAAAGAAUAUUGUCCCUCCCUCUUUAGUUUAGAGUCCGUAAUACUGGUUGCUCAAAAGAUGAUGAGAAGUCAAAUGUUCUAAUAUGUUUUAUUACGUCUCACAUGAGAGCAA
Molecule: messenger RNA, 3631 nt
Organism: Strongylocentrotus purpuratus (purple sea urchin)
Lineage: Eukaryota; Metazoa; Echinodermata; Echinoidea; Camarodonta; Strongylocentrotidae
Product: glutamyl aminopeptidase-like
Exons: 17
Coding region: 41-3094 (1017 amino acids)
Biological process (GO): peptide catabolic process; proteolysis
Cellular component (GO): cytoplasm
Molecular function (GO): metalloaminopeptidase activity; peptide binding; zinc ion binding
Source: RefSeq, a predicted model, not a curated record